AUGGUAUACAAUAUCACCGCUGAAAAUUAUUCCUUUUGGGAUUUUAAAGGAGAAGUGGAUUACGUAGACAAAUGGUUUCUGAUGUCUACUCCAAUACCGGUUCUGUCAAUAUGGAUAACAUAUCUCGCGUUCGUUCUCAAAAUUGGACCGGAUUUCAUGAAAAAGAGACCUCCUUUCAGUUUGAAUAAUGUACUCAUUUUUUAUAACGUUUUUCAAAUUAUGUUCUCUUGCUUCGUCUUCUAUGUGGGGUUUGAUCUGCUACAACAAAAUGGAUUGUUUUUGCAAAGAAAAUGUUUAUCAGACAGUGAGGAUUUAAAACAUUAUACUGCUGUUGGAAUAUAUUAUUACUUUUUUGCAAAAUUAACGGAACUGUUCGACACAGUUUUCUUUGUUCUAAGAAAGAAAGAUCGUCAAGUAACUUUCCUCCACGUCUACCAUCAUUCCGUCACAUUGUUGAGUAGCUGGGGCGCCUUGAAAUAUGAACCCUCAUACAGUACUAUAUUCCUCGGAACAAUCAAUUCCUUUGUGCAUAUAGUUAUGUACGCAUACUACGGAUUAUCAGCCUUUCCCGAUCUCAGUAAAUAUUUAUGGUGGAAAAAAUAUAUAACAUCUAUGCAACUGAUACAAUUUUUACUAAUUGUUCUCCAAGUAAUGGUUAAUUACAAAGUAUCGUCAUGUCGACCAUCUUAUGGUUUACUUUUGACAAUUGUUUUAAAUACUACAUUAUUCAUGUUUUUAUUUGGUGAUUUUUAUAUUAAAUCGUAUCAGAAUAAUAGUAAAAAAGAUUCCUUAACCAAAAUUACAAAAACCAGUGCAACUGAAAUCAGUGAAAAAUUCAAUUCGAAAUAUUCUAUAAACACAAGUUAA
Messenger RNA from Papilio machaon (common yellow swallowtail), 867 nucleotides. Its product is annotated as elongation of very long chain fatty acids protein. Lineage: Eukaryota; Metazoa; Arthropoda; Insecta; Lepidoptera; Papilionidae. The coding region runs from base 1 to 867 and encodes 288 amino acids. Gene Ontology annotation, biological process: sphingolipid biosynthetic process; fatty acid elongation, polyunsaturated fatty acid; fatty acid elongation, saturated fatty acid. The record is from RefSeq and is a predicted model, not a curated record. Gene Ontology annotation, cellular component: endoplasmic reticulum membrane. Gene Ontology annotation, molecular function: fatty acid elongase activity. The transcript has 6 exons.